Messenger RNA from Psilocybe cubensis, 915 nucleotides. RefSeq lists its product as uncharacterized. Lineage: Eukaryota; Fungi; Basidiomycota; Agaricomycetes; Agaricales; Agrocybaceae. The transcript has 7 exons. Gene Ontology annotation, molecular function: DNA binding. Bases 1 to 915 code for a protein of 304 amino acids. The record is from RefSeq and is a predicted model, not a curated record.
AUGCAGCAUCCUACACUUCAAAAUGUCCGCAUCAGGUCUACUCGGGACGCGAUGCAAGUCUUCAACGGUGUCGCCAAUCAUUGCCUACCAUUAAUCACCAGGCGCUUGGACGCUGAAGAACGAAGGAAUAUAAUUCCUGGGAAUGUGUAUGUGUGGGAAGAGCGAGGGGCAAAUACAGAGCCCACUGGACUUGGUAUGGAACGAUGGACCGAUGGCAUGGGAUGGGGUCCCAGUCCCAUUAAACGGCGUGUAUUGGGUAUUCGUUUAGGAGUUCGAGACAAGGACUCAGACGUGACUGACGAUCUCGUCAACCCAGUAACUCCGUGGGCACAAAUGAUGAGGAGACCGACAGGGCGGGUUAACAGACCAUUUGUGGUCACGAUUCAACCCAUCCCUGAGGCUGAGCGCUUGAUAAAACAAACCUACAGCGUUCAUGUCUCGCUUCCUGCUGAUCGACCAAGAGGGAUCAUCAGAAAAUGGCAUCUGACUGCCUAUUUCAGUCCACAUAAGCUGGAAGAACUCGAUACUAUUGACAAUAUACGAGGCGUGGGUGAUGUUCCAGUUCCCGAAGGUUGGUUUAGAAGCGCUCGAAUUGGAAGGAACAGGCAGAACAGUCGCACCAACGGCAUAAUGCCACUUUCCCCCGAUAUUUCCAACCUCCCUCCCACACCGCCUGGUUCAAAUUAUCACUAUGGCUCUGGUUCUCAUCAGGCUCAGCCCCCAUUAUAUAUACCAAUAUCACCGCUUCCGUCUGGAUACCCAAGCCCCGAGUCACCGUCGCCUCCCAGUAGUUCUAGUCACGACGGGGGUCAUCGUUCCGGAAGUCAGCUCGUCCCACUGGAGGUCCUUGUCAGAACAUCUGGGCCAAGGCGUGAUCCUGCGGAUGAGCAAACGUUACGAAGAUUUGUGUCGUGA